Vollenhovia emeryi is the source of this 2882-nucleotide messenger RNA. Its product is annotated as pleckstrin homology domain-containing family J member 1-like. Gene Ontology annotation, cellular component: trans-Golgi network; recycling endosome; early endosome. Bases 707 to 1273 code for a protein of 188 amino acids. Gene Ontology annotation, biological process: endosome organization; receptor recycling; retrograde transport, endosome to Golgi. The transcript has 2 exons. The record is from RefSeq and is a predicted model, not a curated record. NCBI's taxonomy places the organism in Eukaryota, Metazoa, Arthropoda, Insecta, Hymenoptera, Formicidae.
UCGAGUCAGUCGAUUCAAUUAAACCGGUAGUUCGCUGACGUCAUCCAGUCACCUCUAACAACCGAAAGGAAGAAUCGAGGGGAACCGACGCGCGUAAUUUUCGGCAACCGUUCGUUUCUCGCGGAACACGGCGACGUCUCGUUUUCGCGCCCGCUCGUCGGGCUCUUCCGCGAAUCAACGCCAAGCUGCCCCACCCGCGCGUGGAGCACCGAGUGCGAUUCGAACCGACUGAAUCGAGACGCGCCGAUGCGUCGCCGAUCGGAAAAUAGGAGAUCGCGCGGGAGCCUUCCUCGACUUCGGCGCGAGCUGUCUCGAAGCUGUUAGUUCGUACCAGUUUCUACGACGCGGUGCGACCGACCCGUUCGACCGAGCCUGGGGUCGCGCGCGACGGACACUUUUCCCCCGAGCCGAGGACCCGUUUUUCCCCGUCUCGCGCGAUUACAUACAAGAUCAAUCAGCGUGAAGCGAGAGAGAGAGAGACAGACAGACAGAGAGAGAGAGAGAGAGAGAGCGAGAGCGCGCGCUCGCGCGCCGCCCGUCAAUUAACGUGGGAGACGAGCAUCGCGGGCCUGACAUGCCGCGCGAUUAACGCGAUUGACGAGGCGAGGAUGGUGCGUGCCGUCGCGGCGGCGCGGCAGCCCCUGUGACCGUACGUGGCGCGCACCACACGCGGGGCGUCGUCGUACCCGGACCUCGGGGCUCGGACAUGAGAUUCAAUGACAGGGAGCUCGCGGAGGCGAGCUUCGGACCCGCGGACCUGGAGGGACGUCUGAAUCACAAGCGGGCCCCUAAGUCAGUGUUUAAAGAGAAGUGGUUCAAGCUGCGGUACAAUCUGCUGUUUUACUUCAACAUCAACGACCUGGGGCAGAUCGACAGGAGGCAGCCGGCUGGUGUCAUCGUUCUAGAGAAUUGCAGUAUAAAUAUAGAUAAUUCAUCCGAGGGGGCGUUUGCCUUCAGCAUCUCGUUCCGCGACGAGCUGGACAAGCGGCACAUACUGAGCGGCCGGUCCGAGUCCCAGGUCGAACAGUGGGUCAGCGCGCUUAAGCAGGCGAGCUACGGGUACUGGAGAUCUCGCCUGAUCACGCUGCAAGAAAGACUGUGCAAGGAAACGGGGAAGGACCCGUUGCUCAUGUAUCCUAGAAAUCAGGGUGUGGUGCGGGACGAGGCCUGGGAGCCGGCCACCAGCUUCAGAUCUCACGUACGUUCUCUCACAACGUCGGUCGCGCCUACAUUGAACACGAUAACGAGGGACGUUAAUCUCAUAGACCUUUAAUAUAGGAGGACAAUAUUAGAUUAGUUAAAUUAAAGUUCAAGUUUGUUAAAUUUCAUUUCCAAAAACGGUGGCUUCGCAAAACUUAUAUAUUUUCAAGGGACACGUGCAUAUAUAUGUGCACUAGGAAUCACUGAUACCUUCCCACGUGAAUUUGUGCACACAUCACACGAAAACGAGCAUCUACAUGAAAAAUGUGUGUUCUACAAGCCUAAAUUCAUAUGGGAGGGCAUCGGUGAUUCCUGGUGUACACAUAAUCAAUGUAAAAAAGAAAAAAAUACAUAAAACAUUUUACAAUAUUAAAAUAUCAUGUCACAUAUAUUUAAGGCACGUAUAUUACAAGUACAAUGCCAUUUUUGUAAGACAUGAAUACAUGUUUACUUUUUGGCUUUCAUAUAUUUUGUUAUUUGGUUAUUAGGAUUCUUCUGGUUUCCGUGAUUAUCCAAAUCUGCUUUGGUACCGGGUUUAUAUUUUGGGUUAUUAGGAUUCUUCUGGUUUCCGUGAUUAUUCAAAUCUGCUUUGGUACCGGUCUUCCUUCCCACGUGAAUUUGUGCACACAUCACACGAAAACGAGCAUCUACAUGAAAAAUGUGUGUGUUCUACAAGCCUAAAUUCAUAUGGGAAGACAUCGGUGAUUCCUGGUGUACACAUAAUCAAUGUAAAAAAGAAAAAAAUACAUAAAACAUUUUACAAUAUUAAAAUAUCAUGUCACAUAUAUUUAAGGCACGUAUAUUACAAGUACAAUGCCAUUUUUGUAAGACAUGAAUACAUGUUUACUUUUUGGCUUUCAUAUAUUUUGUUAUUUGGUUAUUAGGAUUCUUCUGGUUUCCGUGAUUAUCCAAAUCUGCUUUGGUACCGGGUUUAUAUUUUGGGUUAUUAGGAUUCUUCUGGUUUCCGUGAUUAUUCAAAUCUGCUUUGGUACCGGUCUUGCGCAAAACUGCCACGAACGAGUAAAUUUUAGGAUGUAGGUCCACAAUAUAUAUGUACGAGCUUUAAUAAUUUAUACAUUAAAUCAAUGAUGUAAGAUAAUACACAUAUAAAGUUUACUUCAUGUACAAAACAAAAUGUAAAGGGAAGUAGAAACACUAGUCCGACAAACUAAUUUAUUUUAAAUAACAACGAUUUUGUUCAACAUGAUAUUAAAGUGUGUUUAAAAUCCAGACAAGAUUGAAAAUAGUUUUCAGAAGAGAGUUUUCUUUCAAAUGUGACAAAGUAUAUUAGAACAGAAAAAAAAUUGAAUUGCAUAUAAAGUAAUGCGGAAUAAAAUAUGUGCAAGUAACGUACAACGAUGGGAAUAAUUUGUAUUAAUUUAUAAUAUUGUAAAACGAGUUAUAUGAGUGUGUUAAUGUAUGUUUAGUAAUAUUUUCGCGACUAAAUGUUAAUAUUGAAUAGACGGUAAUAUAUUAUGUACAUACAAUUCGCAUUGUGAGAAGAAAAAUUUUGUGAUUUUUAUUUGCCACUCUUACCUUUACCUCUAUCAAUUUGAUAAAGUAUUCGUUUGUUAAAUACUCAGUUCUAUUUCUAAUGAAAUUGUAUAAUAACACAAAUUAAUACGUUACUAAUAACAUUGUAAAGUUUGUAGUGAAGAAAAAAAUAAAGGUAUUUUUAUAAU